Cetraspora pellucida is the source of this 3048-nucleotide messenger RNA. The record is from the annotation of a GenBank genome assembly. NCBI's taxonomy places the organism in Eukaryota, Fungi, Glomeromycota, Glomeromycetes, Diversisporales, Gigasporaceae.
AUGGCUGUACAACAAGAUUCCAGGCCGGCCUUGCCCCCUCGUCCGAGUGCCACUAACGAGAUGGCUUUUGCAGGAUGUGCCAAGACUCCGCCCUCUUGGCUUACUGCGUUGGUACAUCAUUAUGAGGGAGAUAAAAAACACGCGCACGAGUUUCUUUUAUCUAAACAUUUUGGUGACGGGCCCGAGAUUGUUUUAAUAUGCAAGAAGUGUCACAAACGAUUUUCAUUGACCACAUCAAUACCAACACCAAUGGAAGAGACUAUUAGUCAAAUAAAUGUGGAACGUGGCAUGUGUGUUGCUAAUCGAGAAAAUCAUCUACAUCAUCUCCAUACCACAAUUUCGACAAAGACAAACGUAGCUUCUGAAUGUUGCUAUUGCCAUUUCACUGUGAAUGUUGUGAUUCAUGAGCCUUACAUUGAUAUUCAGAUCUUUGAUGAAUUGCAAAAAACAAGGCCUAUUCCUACGUAUUCUAAUGCUGCAAGGAAAACUAAUGGUGUUGAAAAUGAACCAAGUAUCCUUGAUACCCUCGAACUUUUAUCAAACAUAAUUAAUACAUUAAGAACAUCAGACACUCGACGGAAAUUGAAUUUAAAUUCUAAGCAAUUUAUGUCAAGGAUUGUUUAUAAUAGUGCGAGUAAGGCCUUUUUUGAUAAGCUUGAGUACGAAUUAGUAGAUGAUCACCAUCUUAUGCCACCAGAGCUUACAGAAGAUUAUAUUAUAAAGUCAAAACAUGUAUCAGAAGAAAUUGAUAUGAGGAUUAUGGACAUAUCCGAGAAUGAGCAGCGACACCGCACCAGUUUACCGUUUAAUCCCACAACUCCGACCCGUUCAUCGUCUUCUAGCUGUACGACGUUAGGGUGUGUGUCAGAUAUGGAUGAUAAAAUUCUAGAAUGGGCUUAUACUAAGGCCAUUGAAGAAUCAAAGGAGAAAAUUCCAGAAUAUUUACAAGCAAUAUUUGAAUUGUCAAAAGAAAGAAAAAGCGAAUCACUUGGAAGUCUGGUUGCGGUGCAAAGAUCAAUAGGCAAUUUUAGUGAAGAUGACGUUAAUGAGGCUUACCAACUUAUGAAAGCGGAUCGAAGUGUAACUGAUCAGCAACUUAUCGAAGCAUAUUAUUAUACGUCUGACGGUAUAUCUGCGAAGCACCGUGAGGCUCUAACAAUCAUUGGAAGAUAUAGGAAUAGUCAAUUUAUAUUGAGCUCUCUUAACGAAAGAGGUUCAAAUGAAGUCUACAUGUCCGAUUAUUUCAGUGAUAUGCCGGUCGGACUGGAUAACAUUGGAAAUACAUGCUAUUUGAACUCCCUGUUACAAUACUAUUUUACUAUUCGAAAUUUACGAGAGGCUGUUUUAUCCGCUGAUACAUCGUCCGUUAAUAGUUUAGACAACGACUGGGAGUCACUCACUAGUGGAGGAAGAAAAGUUUCAAAAUCUGAAGUUGAAAGAGCUAAGAAAUUUGUUAGUCUUUUACGUGAUCUUUUUAAAGAAUUGAUGCAUACCCCACAGAGAUCUAUUGCUCCAGAUUUUGAUCUUGCAUAUUUGGCACUUGUCAAUGCCAAAAAUGACGAUGAAUAUAAAGAGACGACAAAAUCACCUAUGGAUACUUCUACGAACUCUGAUAUGAUCAUGGACGAUGCAAGUCCGGGUCCUUCUGCACCGACCACUGCAUCUGCAAUAAAUUAUUCAGAGAUGACUGAUUCUAGUUCAAGUCCUGCAGAAGAAGAGGUAUUAAUGUCUGGCGUAUCACCCAACUGUGCAGAUCAAGACACAUUGUUCCGAUCAACUAAUGGUCCUUAUCAAACGGAAGACGAUACUAGUACUUCACACUCAUUAAAGGGGAAGGAAAAGGAAGAUAAUUUUUCAACUACGAAACCAUAUGGCCCUGAAUUGCCUGAUGAUCAAAUUACAAUCACUAAAGAAGAUAAAUUAAAGACCGCGUCUUCUAUGUUAUUUGGAAAGCAACAAGAUGUAACUGGUAAAUAUUUUAAAUUAAUAGUAUCAAUUUUAUUAAAAUUUGUAGAAAAUAUGUUCACAACAUGUAUUCCAGAGUGUAUGGAUAACGUAAUGUUCCAGCUUCAGGCUGCGUUAAAGGUCACCAUUCCUGACCAAAAUGGCGAGCAGCAAAACAUUGUGGAAAGACCAACAUACAGGCGGGCUUGUUCAAAAUAUCAAAGAAGAACAAUUCAAUCAUCUGAUAUCCUUAAUAUUUCUUUUUCCGUGUUUCACUAUAAUAAUAAAUUCGUCGUUGCUGAAGGUCGUGAUUUGUAUGAUGGGCUUGAUGUCUGCUUCGAUACAUCAACGGUAGAAUUUGAUGGUACUCAGGCACAACGAGAUGUUACUCUCACAAGGGUACCACCAAUAUUACAAAUACAAGUGCAACGAGUUCAAUUUGAUAGAUCCACAUCAAAUGUUUAUAAGUCAAAUGCAUACCUUCGUUUAGAAAAAGUUAUAUAUCUUGACAGGUAUUUGGAUAAGCAUCAUGAACGCUUGCGAGAAAAGCGUAGGCGUGCUCACGAGAUGAAACAGGAGAUUGAAUCAUUACAAACAGAACUUAGUGAUUUAACACAGGAUAAAACAACGUUCUUACCCACCGUUGACUUACUUAAAUUUACCAGCGAAUUUGUUCGAUCAAUCAAAGAUGAUGAUUCCGAUUUUAUUUUCGAUGAAAAUUUCGAUCGGAGACUGUCAGAAAUAGAACUAGAAAGACAACGUGUUAAUGAAAGGAUUGACGAUAUUCAACAUAGAAUUACAUCAUUGAGAAAUCAAUUGAAGGGUCUCUACCUUGAUAUGAAAGAGUGUGUAUAUAGAUUGCACGCUGUAUUUAUACACAGUGGUCAAGCAACAUUUGGUCAUUACUGGAUAUAUAUUUAUGAUUUUGAAAAAGAUCGGUGGCUAAAAUAUAAUGAUUCAUACGUAACGAAGGUUGAUGAAGAUUCUGAAGUGUUCGCAGAUUUAACUGGUAAAACAGCAAAUCCUUAUUGUAUGGUUUAUGUGCGGGCGCAAGCAGAUGCCCAACAAUUAGUUGACACUAUAUGUCGGAAGACAAUUAGUUAA